CAUCUUUGGGAUCCAGCAUCAUGAUACCACUCUUCCCUCAAACUGAAGGAUGCUUGAUAAAUGAUAUGCUAUCUCUAUUACGUUCAAGAUCUUGAUGCCUUCCUGUCCCUGCAACUGUCUCCACCUGUGGCAUCAUGAUAACCUCUUUGGCAACUUGCAUGCUCUCCCAUAUUUUUGCAACACAUCUCUUCCUAGACCACAAGUUAUGAGAACUGAAAUCCAAGUCUGAAAGAUUCCUAAUACUGCUCCUAAAUCUUCUAGACGCAAAGAUUGUUUGUUAAGUUUUACCUUAAUUUGAGAAUUGAAGCUGAUAUACAGUUUUCAGAAGAAAAUAAUGGAUGUUUAGUUCUUUUGCUUUUCACUUUCUUAUUUUGUAUCACCUUUCCUCAUUCCAGCUCAAAGACCACCAUUCUUUGUAUGAAGGAUAUGUUCCUAUGAAGUACAAGCGAUAUUACAAGAAAAUGGCCAAGUACAUUGCUUCUUUCAUGGAUCCUUAUUUAUAUCCACAGCAACAAAUGUGUCCUUCCAUUAAUGCACUUACCUUGAAAUUGUAAGGGAUUUCAUAUUUAAUAUCUAAUAUUUAAUUUACUGCAUCAUGCAGAUCUGGUGAGUGGGGGGACCAUGUUACCUUACAAGCAGCCGCUGACAAGGUUUGUUAUUCUUUCCACAAAUAGUUAUGAGAUGCAUGUUUUUGUCAUAUUUUAUAUGGUUGAUGCAUGAAAAUGAUUGUAUGGUGUUUAAAUGCUGUCCAAUUAUGUAGCUAUUCUUUUCCAUUCUAUGCUUCAUAUCAGAUUUGAGUAAAUGAAAUUGAGGAUGACCUUGGCAUUUUUCUUUCAAAGGGGAUAAGCAAAACUGUGCAUCUUGCCAGUUUCUGCUGAUUUUUUUUCAUCCUUUUUUUAUUAGUGCCAGCUUUUGCUGAUGGUUUUGUAUAUUCAUGGAUGCUUCUAGAUGUCUCUGAUUACCCUAAAAAAUGAAAACAAAAAGGAAAA
Messenger RNA from Rubroshorea leprosula, 989 nucleotides. The record is from the annotation of a GenBank genome assembly. Lineage: Eukaryota; Viridiplantae; Streptophyta; Magnoliopsida; Malvales; Dipterocarpaceae.